Messenger RNA from Colletotrichum lupini, 297 nucleotides. Its product is annotated as UMTA. The transcript has 3 exons. The record is from RefSeq and is a predicted model, not a curated record. Lineage: Eukaryota; Fungi; Ascomycota; Sordariomycetes; Glomerellales; Glomerellaceae. The coding region runs from base 1 to 297 and encodes 98 amino acids.
AUGAGUCUGCGCAGAGUUGACAUCUCGCCGAUUCAGCCAGAUUGGGUCCCACCAAAUUGCAAGUUCCAGAUCGAUGAUAUCGAACAGCCGUGGACCUGGCCCAUGAGCCACUUUGACUAUGUGCACAUAAGUCACCUCGAAGGUAGCGUGGCAGAAUGGCCCGCGCUAUACGCCCAGGCGUUUGCCCACAUCAAGUCGGGCGGGUUUGUCGAGGUCAAGGAGAUAGACGUAGAACUUUGUUCCAAUCACGUUGUCUACGCGAAGAAGCCUGGGAAGGUCACAAAGGCCGAGGAGUGA